GUGCAAGAACAUGAGAUGCCACGAGAGUAGGUGAAGCUGACUUACCCGAAAACAGGAGAGUGACGGAGAAGUCCCAAGUGAGAACUGAUCAGCAGAAAGCACUGAACAUAUGUUGACUGAGGCACUGAACCAUUGUCCCACUCCCUGUGGGCCUCCAAAAUCCAAGGCUUUCACAACCACAGAGAGCUGAGCUGGAAAUACCGUCUGACAUUGUAAUAUUGAAUACAUGUUUGGCAUUGUUGGUAUUCCAGUCACUGAAAUUGCAAUUGCAGCCCAGGCAGCUGGAAUAAAAUAUGUGGGAAUGAGAAAUGAACAAGCUGCCUGUUAUGCUGCAUCUGCUGUUGGAUAUUUGACUGGCAGACCAGGGGUAUGUCUUGUAGUGUCCGGUCCAGGAUUUUUACAUGCCCUUGGUGGGAUGGCAAAUGCAACCAUUAACUGCUGGCCUUUGAUUGUUAUCGGAGGUUCUUCUGACAGAAACCAGGAAACCAUGGGAGCUUUCCAAGAAUUCCCACAGGUUGAAGCUGGUAGGCUGUACAACAAACUGUCUGUCCGCCCAAGCAGCCUGGAAGUUAUUCCUGCUGUCAUUGAAAAGGCUGUAAGAACCAGCAUAUAUGGUCGUCCAGGUUCCUGCUAUAUUGACAUACCUGGGGACUUUGUGAAUCUUCAGGUGAAUAAGAGCUCUGUCAAGUAUGUGGAAUGCUGCUUGCCACCUCCCAUCAGCAUGGCUGAACACUCUGCUGUAUCCAAAGCAGCCUCUAUUCUUGCUCUUUCCAAGCAGCCUCUGAUAAUCAUUGGCAAAGGUGCUGCUUAUUCACAUGCUGAAAACAACAUCAGAAAGUUGGUGGACCUUUGUGGACUGCCUUUUUUGCCUACGCCAAUGGCAAAAGGAGUAGUUCCUGAUAACCAUCCAAAUUGUGUAGCUGCAGCAAGAUCCAUGGCAUUACAGCAUGCUGAUGUAAUCAUCUUGUUUGGUGCAAGAUUGAAUUGGAUUUUGCAUUUUGGUCUUCCACCAAGGUUUCGACAGGAUGUAAAGGUUAUUCAGAUUGAUAUUUGUGCAGAAGAGCUGGGGAAUAAUGUAAAGCCAGCUGCAAUUUUAUUAGGUGACAUAAACGCCGUGACUAAGCAGCUCUUAGAAGAAUUCAGCAAAAGAUCAUUCAAAUAUCCUUCUAAUUCAGAGUGGUGGAAGAGGCUAAGAGUGAAAAUAAAGAACAAUGAGGAAAGAUCAAAGGGAUUAGCAUUACAGAAAUCCCUGCCUAUGAAUUAUUAUACAGUCUUUCAUCACAUCAGAGAAAUGAUACCCAAGGACUGCAUUUUAGUAAGUGAGGGAGCAAAUACCAUGGACAUUGGACGGACUAUGCUUCCAAAUUACUAUCCCCGUCAAAGGCUUGAUGCAGGUACUUUUGGAACUAUGGGAGUGGGGCUGGGUUUUGCUAUAGCAGCUGCAAUGGUAGCCAAAGACCGAGCGCCUGGAAAACAAGUCGUCUGCAUAGAAGGAGAUAGUGCUUUCGGAUUUUCUGGGAUGGAGGUGGAGACUAUUUGCAGGUACAAUUUGCCAAUCCUGAUUAUCAUAGUAAACAACAAUGGGAUUUACACUGGUUUGGAUGCAAAUUCCUGGAAGGAGAUGUUAAAGUUGGGCAAUCCUGCUACAUGUGUACCUCCUGUUUCCCUCCUGCCAAAUUCACACUAUGAAGAAAUUAUGUCUGCCUUUGGAGGUAAAGGAUACUUUGUUAAAACACCAGAAGAACUGCGGAAUGCUCUGAAAGCAAGCGUGACUGACAAGCAAACACCUUCUCUUAUAAAUGUAAUGAUUGAUCCGCAAUCUGAGAGAAAGAAACAGGAAUUUCCCUGGCUGACUCGUUCUAACCUGUAGUAGAAGAGAAAGAUGAUGAUGGUGCAAGACAAUAUGUUAAACUAAACUGAAUUGGUUUCUGGAAGUGGAACUGAUACAACUGUAUUUUACAUAGGCAUUGGAACGAAGUGGGAUUUAGAACUGCUAUUAGAGGAAUCUUUAAAUGCUAAAAUGAGCUAAUUGUAUAAUGAGAAAGACACAUAUGAAUGUAUAACAGGCCUUCUGGCAGAUUGUACAGGAACACUGAUAAUAAAAUUACGUAGUUUUUCUUUUA
Molecule: messenger RNA, 2123 nt
Organism: Pseudopipra pipra
Lineage: Eukaryota; Metazoa; Chordata; Aves; Passeriformes; Pipridae
Gene: HACL1
Product: 2-hydroxyacyl-CoA lyase 1
Exons: 17
Coding region: 227-1870 (547 amino acids)
Biological process (GO): fatty acid alpha-oxidation
Cellular component (GO): peroxisome
Molecular function (GO): magnesium ion binding; catalytic activity; thiamine pyrophosphate binding
Source: RefSeq, a predicted model, not a curated record